AGCCACCGUUGGUCAUCGUCAAAGUUUGGAAGAUAUGCAAUCCACGAGUUGCAUCCGUUUCGUCCGUUCAAGUUCUCGCUUGCGAACGCUCGAGGGAUGAGUUUUGUUUUGGUGGUUGAGGACUCGAAACAUUUUGCCAUUUAGUUCAGUUUAGUCACGAUACAAACGCAGCCCACGACGCACACUCCCUAACGCACUCUGUAGACUCAGUAGCCGAACGAGAAGAAAAACUUUAACCUUCAAAAACCAAAUUUGUUCCCCGAUAUAUUUAUUGCUCCUCGUGCAGUUCUUGGAAUAUAAUUACCUCAUACUUUGGAUUCACCGUUUCAGCUGGAAAAAGAAACCAGAAGAGAUUACAAUGACAGGUCAUGUUUACUACGAUCGACCCAUCAGUCACCGAGGAUACUUGAGUUCUUAUGACAGUUCUUACGGUUGCACGGAUACUUCUCUAUCGCCUUACACGUCAUCACUUCGGAGCAUCUACAUGCCAACGACUUAUUGGAACACGUAUCAUCCGUCUAUUUAUUCUUCGUACCCACGCGUCUCAAUCUAUUCAGUCACGCCAACUCCUCGGAUACUGACGUAUCAUACGGCCAUACCCAGGACCGCACAUCGGCGUUGGUGGAAUUUGAAUGCGUCACCGACUGCUUCAACCCGUGAGCGACUGUUAAGAUACUCGGCUCUCUAUGACGACGAAGACGAUCUAGAGCGCAUCAUGACUCAGGGGCAAAAAUACAAUGCGGUUUCAUCCUUGAAGGAUACCUUCUCCAACACUAUACAAGACAUCGAAGACGAUAUACGAAAUUGGCGCUAUGCGGCUUCGUCAGUCCUUAACCGCUUGACUCCCGUUAAGGCGUCCAACGUGAAGUUGACUCGUUACAACCCGUCUCGCUAUUUGAGUGACAGUAGUGACUUCAAGAGAGACGGGCCUAAGUUCCGACCAUCUUCUUUGAGGUCUUACGAAUACUCAAAGUUCCAAGCACCCAUCUAUGACGCGGGCCGCUCUCUAUACGUGUCUAGUCGUUCGAGGAAUUGGGAUUCGCUAAAGGAUCAAGGUAGUUUGGCGAGCAUCACUUAUCCAGGAAAUUAUCAUCAGUCGAAGUUCAGAGUUCCAAAAUGCUCCGAAGACGACAGCAAAAUCAAACGCGGAAUUUCUAUUUUAUCUCACUACAUACUGCCGCGUAACAAUAUGGAUUAAAUCAGAACUAAACUAUGAAAACUGUAUUGAAGAGAGCGUGACAACUGACAAGUCCCAAACAUAAUAAUUUCUUCUCGCUAAAUAAGAAAACUAAUUUUCAAAUGAAGGUAUAACUUAACGCUAUACAUUGUUCUACAUCUUAUAUAGGGUAACGCCGAUGCUCAAAUGUUAAUCUUGGAUAAAAAUAAUAGCUGUUGUUAGCAGCUGAGAAUCGGAAUGCCCAAUUAUUUAAAAAAUAGUAAAACAAAUGCUGAAUUAAAAUAUGCAACCAAUGGGUACGAAUGUCUCCGGCACCACCUUGGAACUUGUUGCGUGGAUAAAGGUUAAGAUGAUUAUCAAACUGUCUGAAACUUAAUUCUUCCUCUUUUCCUUGCUGUCACGUUUGAGCUAUAUUGUUCCUCAUACUUAUAGUGUACCCGAGGCAUAUACCUUUUCCGUUUGUAUCGAGAAGGAAUUCAUCGCUUACUAAAGAAUUUAGAAAUUUUAAUUUUUUAAUUGAAAAGACCCGUCGUCCACCGUCGUCAUUUGGAUUUGUCCAAUGUCUCUCCCUGCUUUUAAUGUGUUUCCUUUUUCUUAUCUACCGGUACGGCGGUACCGCAUCAGCUUCGAUUCUUCUUUCUCCUGGCAAUGCUCCCGUUGAGUGGAAAUAAUCACAAGUGAUACGUGACUCGGAUAUACGUUUUUAUAAAAGUCAUUUGUAAAGCGUUGGCCCCGGAGGCAAUAUGUUUUUUUCUUUUAAUUUGAAAGUAAACCUGUUUCACGAAGGUAA
Molecule: messenger RNA, 1967 nt
Organism: Daphnia pulex (common water flea)
Lineage: Eukaryota; Metazoa; Arthropoda; Branchiopoda; Diplostraca; Daphniidae
Exons: 7
Coding region: 359-1198 (279 amino acids)
Source: RefSeq, a predicted model, not a curated record